CCUUUCUCUGUUCACCACUCACUAUUCUAAUUUCUAAAUAAGUUACCCAACACUAUUUUAACAUCAUCAUCAUCAUCUCAUCAUCAUCAUCGUACAACCAUUUCCAUUUAACAACUAAACUUUUUUUUAAAAAAAAAAUCUGGGUAUUUCUCGGUUACAGGUUAGAGUUUGUCACAUCCAUCAAACACCCCUUGAUUCUUGGCGUGCGUCAGUGAACCUAGAAGAGCGUCAGAGUAACACAGUCACCCCAGAACUGUGUCUUUCAAACGUCACCCAAUUGAAAACGUAAUGAAACGUUUCUAGCAAGGUUUAUUAGUACUAUUACUACUCAAACCCACAGCCACCAUUGAUUGAUAGUAGCUAGCACUUGUUGUGAGCUGAGAAAAAGUUCACAUUGAUAACAAGAUGGGGAAUUGCCAAGCUGCAGAGGCGGCAACGGUUGUGAUUCAACAUCCAGGGAACAAGAUCGAGAGGAUUUACUGGUCGGUUAGUGCUAACCAUGUUAUGAACUCAAAUCCUGGUCACUACGUUGCGCUUGUCGCGUCCUCACCCACUCUCAAGUCCGAGAAUGGGACGCCAUUGAAGCAGCUCAAGCUUCUCCGACCCGAUGAUACUCUUCUUAUUGGCCAGGUUUAUCGUUUGAUCAGUUUCGAAGAUGUGUUGAAGGAGUUUGCUUCCAAGAAAUGUGGUAAACUAGGUAAAUUGCUCAAGGAGAGAGGUGGUCAUGGGGUUCAAAUGAAGCACAAAGAUUCCAGAGCUCCAAAUCCUAGUCCCAGUUCGAAAUCUGAUUUCGCUACCAUUAAGGUGGAACAGGAGAUUCAACGAAUGGGAAACAAUGGCAGUGGUAGCAGAAGCAGCAUUAACAAAGGUGUUGGAAGGCAUUUCGUUGGUGGUAGUGGGCAAUGGAAACCAGCCUUACAGAGCAUUGAAGAAGUUGGAACUUGAAGCACUAUUAGCCAUUACAUUCAUAUUGCUCUCCUUAAUUAGUACUCUACUAUACAUAGGGUUUGUGUUCGUUCUCUCUUUGGAAGGACAUGUAUACAUCUUGAACUCACGGUGUUUUGUUUUGUAAAAUUCAAUUAAACCGUUUCCAUGUUGCCUGGUUUGGAAGUAUGUAGCUUUGCCUUUAAAUUUUGAUAGUGA
Molecule: messenger RNA, 1143 nt
Organism: Gastrolobium bilobum
Lineage: Eukaryota; Viridiplantae; Streptophyta; Magnoliopsida; Fabales; Fabaceae
Exons: 4
Coding region: 406-945 (179 amino acids)
Source: RefSeq, a predicted model, not a curated record